UACCUGAUAAAUUAUGACCUCACCUUCCUGACAAUGAAGACCAGGCUACCAAGACCACCCACCAGGAGGCCCUCUGGGGCUCAUGCUCCACCAAAACCUGUCAAACCUAACAAGGCUUCCAGACCCUGAGACCCAGGGCUAGGCAGAGCAUUGGUAGAAGUGUGCCCUCUUCCUUACCUCCAGGAGGCCCACAUCCCGAAGUGGCCAUUGGUCCUAAUGAUUGGAAGACUGAUUAUAUCUAGUGAGUUCUUUAUGUAAUUAAUAUCUCAAUCAGUACAUUAAGGUUCCCUUUAAUAAUGGUCUAGGUGGAUUUGAUAGGGAAAAAAUAAAAUAUUAGCUAAGAAAAUGGUACCCUCUCUUUCUGAUGCUUUGGCAUCUCAUAUUCCUUUUUUCAUAAAUCCAGCUCCCGGAACUCAAGAGUUCUGUGAUCUAGAAUUGUCAGUCUCAGGUUGGGAACAUCUGAUUCCAGUGCAGAAGCUGCAGGGCAGCUGGUCAUUAGAGUAGGAUAUGAAAGUUCCCUUUCUUAUCUCCACCUUCCUGUGAGGUCCCUGGGGAGAAAAGGGGCAAGAUCUUGGUCUGGUAAUCAAUUUUUCAUUGUCCUGGAUCGAUCUCACUUUUGAGUGCAAUUGCAAGAGAAUAGGCCUGAGUCUUGCUGUAGUAAGUUAGCAACUGGCCUUAUAGCAUGAUGAGGAUCUGACAUGGAUGGUGCUGGGGGUCUAGAUAUUCUCAAUAAAGAAUCAUUGGUUUGAUAGCAGAAGGUCUCCUGGCCAACGGCCUAUCAUCCCUUUGCUUGUCUUCAACACACUGGAAACAUAUGGGCUCGAGCUUUUUGCUUGUUCCUUAGCUAUCUGUGUGGUGCUCCUCCCUCUCCAGGCAGGUGGAUGGAAUAUAUAAAAUCCAGACCCUGAAGUCUUCCUAGUAACACAGAAUAUGCAUACAAUUUCAUAUAUACAUUCGAUAAGACAUGUACACUCUCACUCAUAUAAAUAAUUAUUUCCAUCUGCAUCUAAAUAAAAACCAAACACAAUUCUCCAAAUUUACAUGGGACCAAGAAUCCAGCUUUUUAGUUGCCUGUAUUUGUCCCCUUAAGAAUUUUACUACUAACCACCUCCUCUCCCACCUCUUGAUUUACAGACGACAUUCCCCCUUAAUGCUUUGACAUAAAGGUGGGCACACAAGAGUGGGUUAGGACAUUGAAACAAAUCAUUCUAAAACUUCUGUUAUAUUGACAUGUAGAAGAGACCAAGUGAUAUGUGAAUAAAAGGCAUAUUAUAAAAAAGAGCUAAUUCACAUUUAGUUUGGCAUGUGCCUAUGAAGAGCCUUCCUGGUUAGCCCUACUCCUGCUCCCUAGGACAGAGGAAAAUUUUCCCCACCACAUGGGAGCACAAUUAAAUAUAGAAUCCCAAAGUCUAGACUCUAUAUAAGACCCAAAUUUCCAGAUCAUUAAAAAAAUUAAUGCACUUCUUCCUAUGGGAGAGACUGCAUUCUUAUAGGAAUGUGGCUUUAUCUAUGGCUUCAGUAGACCCAACUUUUCAUACAAGUCUAACAUCCCUAUAAGGAACAUACACACAGCAUCACACAGAAACACACAUCCCACAUUUAAAAAUAUGGUUUUUAUUUACUUUUUUGUUUUCUUACUAGUUCCAUCCAGAGAACUUUGUCCCUGUUUUCUGGAAAAUUAUUUUAUUUUAUUGUAGAGCCCUGGACCCCUAAAUAUGUCCUCCUUCCCCAGCUGGCCCAGGGUGACUGCGAGGAUAGAGUUGACAUCACAAUAUCCCUUUUCUGAGGAUUCAUGCCCUUAGUGGGUGGGGUAGGAGGAGGGGUAACCCUAGGAGAAGUCAUCACCACUUUGUCCACCAUGGGUGAAGUAUGAAUCAGUAGCUAUGCCAGGCCUCAGCUGGGCCACAUCUGGAGAACAGGGGUGAGGGCACAACAUCACAAAAUAUCUGGCCCCAGUCUGGUCACUCAUCCCUUUUAGGGCAACAAGGAAACUAUCCUGUGGCCUGAGAGCACAAUACCUGAGACAAAGGCCAGCAGAAACAUUUGUCUGCCCUCACCCUUUCUGCCCCAGCUUCCACCUGCUCCCCAUCUGCCCACCCACUAAAGCCCAUGUCGCAUGCCAUCUCUUGAACAUCCAGGAUGUCCCAGAGUGGAUGUCCACCAGGUCUGCUGGCAGACAAAAAUAUCUCUUCAAGUGCCACUCGAGUGAUAGUGAAGACUGCAGGCAACCAGAAAGACUUUAUGGUAGCUGAUGACAUCUCGGUAAGGCAGUUCAAGGAGAUGCUAUUGGCUCACUUCCAAUGCCAGAUGGACCAACUAGUGCCGGUCUUCAUGGGUUGCCUUCUCAAAGACCAUGACACACUGAGCCAGAGGGGCAUCAUGGAUGGCCACACCAUCUACUUGGUCAUCAAGUCCAAGCAGGGCUCCAGAUCUCUAGCCCAUUCCUUCCGGGACCUGCCAACGAAUGAUCCCUGCCACCGGGACAGAAACACCAAAGGAAACAGCAGCAGAGUGCACCAACCAACUGGUAUGAAUCAAGCUCCAGUGGAACUGGCCCACUUUGUGGGGUCUGAUGCACCCAAAGUGCAUACCCAAAACUUGGAAGUGAGCCACCCAGAGUGCAGAGCACAGAUGCUGGAGAAUCCUAGCAUCCAGCGGCUUCUGUCCAACAUGGAGUUCAUGUGGCAGUUCAUUUCAGAACAUCUAGACACGCAACAAUUGAUGCAGCAGAACCCAGAAGUUUCCCGCCUUCUUCUUGAUAAUUCUGAGACCCUAUUGCAGACUCUGGAGCUGGCCAGGAACCUUGCUAUGAUCCAAGAGAUAAUGCAGAUCCAACAACCUUCACAAAACCUUGAGUAUCCACUGAACCCACAGCCAUAUCUGGGCUUAGAGAAAAUGCCAGGUGGGAAUAAUGCCCUGGGUCGGAACUAUGCUGAUAUCAAUGAUCAAAUGCUGAACAGCAUGCAAGAUCCUUUUGGAGGAAACCCUUUCACAGCUCUCCUGGCAGGACAAGUGCUAGAACAAGUCCAGUCUUCACCCCCACCUCCACUGCCAUCACAGGAACAACAAGACCAGCUCACACAGCAUCCUGCAACCCGAGUCAUCUAUAAUAGCUCUGGUGGUUUCUCUUCAAACACCUCAGCCAAUGACACCCCUAACAAGGUCAACCACACUUCCAAAGCCAACACUGCUAUGAUCUCCACCAAGGGCCAGAGCCAUAUCUGUGCCACUCGGCAGCCAGCUGGGAUACCAGCCUUACCUAGCAUAGAGCUUACCCAGCAGCUUCAAGAAGAAUACAAGGAUGCCACUGUUUCUCUAAGUAGCUCCAGACAGACAUUAAAGGGUGAUCUCCAGCUGUCAGAUGAGCAGACCAGCUCCCAGAUCACAGGAGGCAUGAUGCAGUUGCUUAUGAACAACCCCUACCUGGCAGCUCAGAUUAUGUUGUUCACAAGUAUGCCCCAGCUGAGUGAAGAGUGGAGGCAGCAGCUGCCCACAUUCCUGCAGCAGACACAGAUUUCUGAUCUGCUUAGUGCUUAGGCAACCCUAAAGCAUUCCAAGCAAUAUUGCAGAUUGAGCAGGCCCUCCAGCUGCUGGCCACAGAGGCUCCUGUUCUUCUGCCUUGGGUUGCACCCUACCUAUGGGGCCUGGGUUGGCUUCCUGCCCCCAGCUGCAGCUAUCCUGACACAGUGCCCUGUUCCUGGAAUGUUUCAGAUACAGCUGAGCCCAAGGGACCUGAGUGCUGCCACAAGCCUGGAACAGUCCUGCAGAGGCUACAAUCCCCGGAUGGGGACCCUUCCCACCCUCUGCAAGCUCCUGAGAUUCGUUUUAGCAAACAGAUGGAUUCUCUCCAGGCCAUGGGAUUUGGGAACCACCAUGCCAGUCUACAGGCACUCAUUGCUACUGAAGGGGACACCAAUGCUGCUAUCCACAAGCUCAAGAGAUCCCAGAGAUUCUAACCACCAUGCCUACUUGUUUGCUUGCUACCUGCCUGCUGACCCACCUGACCAUCUCAUUUGCCUUUUGCACCUUUCCUGAUGCUUCCAGCCAGGAGAAGUCCUGGAAUAAGAGUUAUCAACCAAUGUGUCUUGUACUGAAUAAUAGAUCAUUGGCCAUGGCUGAAACAUCUGUCAAUAAAAUGGCUACACUCA
This is a messenger RNA of Pan troglodytes (chimpanzee), 4148 nucleotides long. RefSeq names its product ubiquilin like (gene UBQLNL). The record is from RefSeq and is a predicted model, not a curated record. NCBI's taxonomy places the organism in Eukaryota, Metazoa, Chordata, Mammalia, Primates, Hominidae. The transcript has a single exon. Gene Ontology annotation, cellular component: cytosol. The coding region runs from base 2140 to 3537 and encodes 465 amino acids. Gene Ontology annotation, biological process: ubiquitin-dependent protein catabolic process. Gene Ontology annotation, molecular function: polyubiquitin modification-dependent protein binding.